CAACACCUCUGUUGCCAGUGCCGUUCGUCAGCCAGCAGCCAUUGUGGCUAGAGGAGACGUGUGGCAUUGUGAGUUACUGUGUUAAUAUUGCUGCAUUCACGCAACUCUGUGUUAAACUCAAUCAAAUUGUAGUCGGGUUCCUAUAGUAUUAGAACUGUACAGUGCAGCGCGUGAUGCGUGCCCAUUGUCCCAGGAGUUGAGGUCCCUACUUUGGUCAUGAACUCUAUGCAUUGCCUGCCAAAGAAGUGUCAUUGACUCUUUUUAUUUCCAAUGUUUCCAAACGAAUCUAGUUCAGAUGAGAUUUCAGCAGAAUCAAGCGAUGCCUUUGUACAAAACCGCAAGGAGCCUGCCGAGCACAGGGGUGUCUUCGGAGGGGUAACAGCUACCUCUUUUGAUUCUCAGCACCCCGUCUGCCCUGUGGACCAAGUGCCUGUAUCGAGGGAAUCAAUUGUGGACCACAUUCUCAGUGGUGCUAGUAGCGACCCAAGCGUCGUAGUUGUGGCAACAGGCAACAACUUGGACAAAGCUGAAGAAAAUUUCGCACAGGUGUUGUCCGUCGCACCGAAAACGACACAAGUUGUGUAUUCCAAAGAACAAGUUCAACCUGAGGUUGCCAUGACUGAGGAGGGGGUGACCCAGGAACGGGCUACCAGAUUCAUGAUGCACACAGUGGCAGCAGCAAAAGCAGCUGGUCCCUGCGACCCCAAGUCUGAGGCCGAGCCGCAAGGAGAGGUCGUCAAGUCUGAUCCUGCCUCGGCCAAACUCUCAGCGUCUGUGAUAUUCCCAAGCUCAAGGUGUGGCGAGGUGGCCCCUCCGUCCCUGCACAAGGGCAGCGACAGGACUAGCCAAGAGGCGCAACUGGGCUUCAACGCCAGCCACCUUGGUUCUUCCAGCAGCAGAAGUCUGCAUUGUGCACAAAGUCACAAGCCCCUUGACACUCAGGCCAACUCUGAUCCAAAAAUAAAUACUAGCCAAGUCCCACUGACAACACCACAAUCUCCUUGCAAUAAGGAAAACCACCUAAUCCAACGUUAUACUACUAAAGUUAAGGACGAAGAAUACAAAGACUACGCGACCACUCGCUCCGAUGGGCCAAACGUACGACGCGGCGACCAAGGUGCUGCCUUGCAAGAAGACAAGUUCUCUCUAAGCAACCCGAACAUUCCUCGCAAUCGUCUGCACGGUCCGGCCACCAACGUUGGCUGGGGCAUUCCGAGGGGGCUAGGACUGCGUGGGGGCGGCGAAAACUCCCUCAACAAUGGCACCUCUGGCUGGGGCACUCCGCCAGCUGGCGCAGCCAACAGCUCUGGCUGGGGCCAAAACACCACCGCUCAAAACGCCAAUGCAGGAGCCACGUCUCAAUGGGGCGCGGCCGCCAGACCUGGACCGCCUGCCGGUCCCAAUGGCCAGCCAAACAAGGGCAGCCAAUCUCCUCCUCAGUCCGCUCAGCUGCAGCCGACGCAGCAGCCGAUACAGCCGACCGCUGCUUCUGGCAGCCAGCAGGGCAAUGGAGGCCAGCAGCAGCAGAACCAGCCUCCUAGUCAGCAGGCAUCGCAACCAGGCGGCGCCUCCGGGAAUGGACAAGGAGCACAGGCUCCGAAUGGAUCUCCCUCCUGGGCUCAAGCAGCUGGUGGAGCUGGUGGAAACGGUCCUGGCAAGGGGCCUGGACAGCCUCCUGGACCCAAUGGUGGAGGCGCUGCCACUGCCAAGCAGCUCGAGCAGAUCAACUCAAUGCGCGAAGCUUUGCUCAGUCAGGAUGGCUGGGGCGGUCAACACGUUAAUCAAGACACUGGCUGGGACAUCCCUAGCUCUCCCGAACCUGGAAUGAAAGAAGGCGGCUGGAAGCCCAACGUCAACAAUGGCACUGACUUGUGGGAAGCCAACCUGCGCAAUGGUGGCCAACCACCUCCACAGCCUGUUGCCAAGACCCCGUGGGGCCACACUCCAUCUACCAACAUCGGUGGCACCUGGGGUGAAGAUGACGACACUGCUGACACAGCUAACAUGUGGCAAGGAGUGCCAAACAACAAUCCAUCUGGGCCACAAUGGAACAGCGGUCCUGCUGCCAUGCAAAAGAAAGAGUCCGAUUGGAGCGGAGGUGGCGGCGGCGGCAGUGGUGGUGGAGGCGGUGGCGGAGGCGGCGGUGGCUCUACUUGGGGCGAUGCCCGAGAUAUGCGAGGAAUGGGCAUGGACCCGCGAGCCAGCGAGAGAGAUAUGCGUGGAGGCAUGGGAAUGGACAUGAGAAGUGACAUGAUGCGUCCAGACAUGAUGAUGAAUCCUCGUGGUCCUGACCCUCGUAUUGGUGGCGGCCGCAUGAAUGGUGAGGCCCCUAUGUGGGGAGCGCCUAAGGGCCAGCAGCCCCCAGUCAACCAGUGGGGCGGUCCGCCUCCUAAGGACAUGAAGGGUAACCCAUCUGGCUGGGAGGAACCCUCUCCACCUGCACAACGACGUCAAGCCCCGAACUAUGACGAUGGCACCUCCCUGUGGGGUAAUCCAGGAAAUCCACAGCCCCCAACAUGGCGAGGAGGACCUCAGAAAACGGAUGCCGGCAAGGUGUCGCAUUGGAAGGACAUUCCCCACCCAGGCAUGGGAGGCCGCGGCUCGGGCAUGCAGUGCCCACCAGGAAUGGCCCAAGGGCGUGGAAUGCCAGGAGCUGGAGGCAUGAAGCCCGACGUACCCAUGUGGGGUCACCCUCAGCGUAAUGGAUCGUGGGACGGGCCUCAAGGACCACAUGACGGCCCAGGCGGAUGGGGCGACGAAUCCUCUAAGAUGGGCUGGAACGACCAGAACAUGAUGCCUCAAGGAUCCUGGGGUGGACUCAAGCCAAAGAACCCGAUGGGUGGUGGCUGGGGUGAUGGAACUGAGGUGGACCCAUCCUCGUGGGGACAUCCUAAACCUGGCCCGAAACCACUAACAAAGGACAUGAUUUGGGCCAGCAAGCAGUUCCGUCUCAUGACUGAAAUGAACCUGGGCUACAAGAAGGACGACAUAGAAAACGCCCUGAGAACCACCAGCAUGAACAUGGAGGAUGCCAUUGAGCUGUUGAAUAACAUGCGCGACGGCUACAGGCGUUCCGACGAACACAGCUUUGAUCUUGGUGGCUCAAGUGGGCCACACCCUGGUGGACCUGGAAGCAGCGGCUACCCUGGCAGAGGUGGCUACAACCCUCCGCAGCAAAUGCCGUUUGCCCCUCCGGGCCCUGGUGUGAACAAUGCCCCUAGUCUUAUGAACAAUGCGAACAACCCUAGUCUACCCAGUAUUAAUACAAUGAGCCCAGCCAUUGUGCAGAAGAUUUUAACGCAGCAGCCACCCCCCGCUGCUGCUGCUGCACAGCCAUCCACUCAGCAACCCUUCCAGUCGGUGCAGCGCACUCCUUUGAGUCAACCGCAGCCGUCGGCCGCGCAGUUGCGCAUGCUGGUGCAGCAAAUCCAAACUGCAGUUCAGUCUGGUCAUCUCAAUCCCCAGCUCUACUUCCAGAUCUUGAACCAACCUCUUGCGCCGCAAACUCUGCAACUGCUAAAUCAGUUGUUGAACCAGAUAAAGCUCCAGCACAGUCUGGUGCAGCAACAGACCCUGAUCAGCUUGCAGCCGCUGACAAAGCAACAGUCUCAGAACCACUUGCAGAUUUCCGUUCAAAUUACCAAGACGAAGCAGACAAUUGGCAAUUUGCAGAAUCAGAUUGCUGCCCAGCAAGCCCUGUUUGUCAAACAGCAGAGCAUGAAUUCCGGUGGCCCUCAGGCCGACUUCUUCCCCAAGCAGCCUCCUAUGUCUGAACCUGCCAUGUCUCUUGAUGUCGGCCUAAGCCACUUGUCCAUGAAAGAGCCUCAAUCACAGCAAUCUCGUUUGAACCAGUGGAUCAAGCCUGACAAAGACAGUGAUGUGUCUAUGAAUGAAUUUGAUCGCGCUCCCGGAAACUCAAAGAGUCAGUCGCACACGUCCCCCAACAUGAACCCCCUGCUUGGCCAGGGUGACAGCACUUGGUCCUCUGUUGGCCGUGGAGCUGGCGACUCGGGAUGGCCCGACUCUUCCGCUGAUUUGGGAGGUGGCAACCAAAACGAUAGCACAAACACUUUUGAAGUGCCAGAAUUUGAGCCAGGUAAACCCUGGAAGGGCAGCAACCUAAAGAACUUUGAAGACGACCCCACACUGACCCCAGGCUCAGUGAUGGCGUCUCCAUUGUCUGCAACAAUCAAGGACUCGGUCUUCUCAAGCAAGACUUCACCGCCAUCGAGUAUUGUAUCAUCAGCCACUGACACCAUGUCCUCAGUGGGACUUUCAAACCCAACGUGGAGCUACAACUCUGGAUCAUCUGGCUCUGCGUUUGCCAGUAACAAUGGCAGCGGCCCUCGCACAUCCGGAACUGGUUCCUCCUGGGGCGCAGGUGGCUGGGGCGGUGGUUCAACUUGGCUUCGGCUGAGCAACCUGACCCCCCAGAUUGAUGGAUCUACCCUGAAGACUCUCUGCCUGCAACAUGGCCCUCUACUGAACUUCCACUUGUAUUUGAACCACGGCUUUGCUAUGGCCAAAUACCAAACCCGAGAAGAAGCCGCCAAGGCUCAAGGAGCAUUGAACAACUGCGUCCUUGGGAACACGACGAUCUUUGCCGAAUCUCCUGCUGAAUCCGAAGUGCACAGCCUAGUGAGCCAGCUGCACAGCUCUCAGUCACAGGGCCCUGGGCCUGGUCCCAACUCUGGUGGCUGGGGCAGCAUGCGGCCCGGCUCAGGUCCCGGCUCGGGCCCCAACUCUGGCUCUGGCCAGGGUGGUUCGGGUGGCGUCCAGGGCUCUCAACCCACAAAACCACCCCCUGAUACUUGGGGUGGCAGCACUGGCGGCAGCAGCAACCAGCUCUGGUCCGCUCCGUCAAGCGCCUCAUCGCUGUGGGGCGCUCCUCCCUUAGACGGAGGCGACCAGCAUCGUGCCACGCCCUCCUCACUCAACUCAUACCUGCCUGGAGAUCUGCUGGGUGAAGGCAUGUGAGGUAGGCAGUCGAUUAAUCGAUUUUUGAAACGACACACCGCCUAAGGUACACACACACAAACACUUAAAAACACUAGCGCGCGGUAUAAGAUAAACAAAAUGUAGAGAAUGAAUGACCCUUCCGAAAGAAAGCACAGACAGACAGUCCCACCCGAAAAAAUCAUGUUUUAGGAGGACAUUUCCGCUUUUAAAACAUACCCCUGUGAUCUCAACGUCCUUUUCAAAUUGAAGGCAGUACAACUCGUUGUGUCUGCUUCUGCUGCUAAAUUAAAAAAAAAAAUGCAACAAUGACAUUUAAUAAUGUAAUGGUAAGAUUACCUUUAAAAGCUACUUGUAAAAACAGGUGAUAUUUGAACGAUCAUGAUGUCUUCACACUACUGGUAAUAUUCUUAUAUGAAAAUGAGAGACGAUACUUUUUAGAAAAAUAACGUUACUGAAGAAUGUAGCUGUGGAAAAUUAUUGCAAACGAAACACAUGUGUAAGGUCAAAUUGAAUGAUGACGAGACAGUAAAUCCAUGACCUCAUCAGAUUAACGUAACAAUAACUGACCAUGUGUGUCUCGUUACUUUCGAUUGGCUAAAUAAAAAUAUUUGGAGUAAAACCAGCCGCGAGUUUGAAAAGUUAGGAAGCUGAAAUCACUGCUCGUCGAUGAGAACAUAUUUGAUUGUAUUAACAGAAUACAGCGCUGUGAAUUCAUAGUGGCUUUUUUCGAUGACAAACAGAGUUUUAAAGAAAAAGUGUCUCUUUUAGGGUAUGUUGUGUAAUGGGAUCGAGUUGGGAGUUAAAAAGAUGGAAAGAAAGAAUGCUAAAGAUUCACUAUUGACUUUGUUGUGUGUUUCCUCUCGAUGGUGCAAAUGAGCCAGCCCUCCUGGAUUGCUGAAAUUUAGCUCUUACAGACUUUUUGAGGGGGGCCGGUCGCACGGCCCCUGCUAGAUAUCUCUUUGAUUUCAAUUAAUGAAUUAAUGAUCGGUGAAAAAAAGAAAGUUCCCUCUGCAGCGGGGAGAGGGCUUCGAAUGAAUUCUUAAUCGCUGCAGGCCUAACUCCUCCUAAUUGAGUGAAUUGAAAAUACCAUGCCAAGCUUUAGCAUAUAAGUAAGGCUAAUUUUGUAUGUUUAAGGGAAACAAAGUAAGAAGCUGAACGGUGUUGAUGUUUAAAAAAAAAAACAAGUUAUCACACUCGCAGCAUUUGCACUCUCCGUACUACACUUGCGUGCGCAGAUAGACGACACGUUUUGAUCACACAUACACACGCAACACACACACACACACACUUAAAUGUUGGUCACUAGGAUAUUAAGGAUCUUUACGUGUUUAAGGCUCUUCCUCCUUCAUGAUCGACGAACGACGGUUAUGAUGAAUAUCUCUAUUGUUCUCUUGAGUGUACCAAAAUGAAUUGAAAUGAUUAUCAUGUUAUAAACAAUGCUGUAGGCAGUAAGGAUUCCUAGGUGUUAAGUCAGGUAGCAUUACGGCGUAACAGUGUAAGGAAAUUAUGGCAAACAGGAGUUGUUAAUUAUAUUCUUUUUAAUUCUGCUAAAAAACGGUGAAAACUUUUUGAUAGGCUAAGCUGUUUAAAUAUAAGAUCUCCGACCCGGCACGGAUAAAAAACCCGCCACCCCUUUUAUCAGCGAAACAAACAAAUCAAUAAUGCCAAAUAAGCGAACCUGCGCUGAACGAGAGAAUCAAAUAAAUUUGUGUUUUUCUUUUCCUGCUCGCGUGCUGCUGCUGCAAUUUCGGCGCUUUUUUAUCCGUGCAACUGAAUGUGAUAAGAAAUAUUUGUGUGUAUAUAAAAUAUUAAACUAUGUUGUGCAUAUUAAAUACAUUGUUGUCAAUUUUAAAAAUAAUAACGAGCGUUCGACGCUGACCGCAGAGCUUGCACGCUCUCGGUCGGCCGAGCAUACAAAAAACACACGUUGGGUUUUUUCGGAAACGGCAUAUGCAAGCGAAACGAACCGCAGCGUGGUGAUACAUGAAAACAAACAAAUACAUACACACAACUCGAAUAAUAUGCGAUUGCUUAAGAAUUUGAUAAAGAUAUGAACUAAAAUAUUGUUUCCUCCCUGUCGAAUGGAUAUCUAAAGGAAAGAAACGCAGACAAAACACAUUUUUUGCAAACAACAACACGCGAAUUGAAAAAUCACACACGGCGAUCCUAUUUUCAACAAAAGUCGUUCUUAAAAAGUACAAGUGUUCACGUAAGUCAUAAAUAAUAAAUGUAUUUGAGGCCUGAUAGAAUUAUAAUGUUAUAAUAUGAAUAAUAUUUGAAAGACUCAUUACGGAAAAAAGUCCAUCCUUGCCUUCUUUGUUUAUUUGUUGACGCUUUUAAUUGAUGAUUCUCUUUUGUAUUCUUAAUCAACGCGCUAAAUGACGAGACAAACAAAAUAAUAAAAGGCGAUUUAUAAUAAUUAUAAUCGAAUAUUACCAGCAACCAAAACGCAGAUGAUGAGAUGAUAAGCAGACAUAAAACGUAUGCGUGCGAGAGCUUGUCUUUUUUGCAUUAAUUAAGGUAGGGAUUUUGUGUGUCUCCAAAUACUUAACCAACCAAUCAGAAACAAUAUGACCAUUGUGAUGAGACACGGCACAUUUAACAUUUAAGGCGAAACGGUGUGUGUGACCAUGAUUAAGAAAAAAAUAUGCUUGUUAAGUGUAAGGUUAGUCUAGGUUUCCGCCGCUUCUUUGUAUGGGGAGUAAACGAAAGAUUUUUAUUUGUUUUUCAAAGCUCAUCACGUGUUUGAUUUGGUUUUUCGGUCCAUUUGACUUUUCAAUUUUGCUUUUUAAUUUUAAUUUGUGUGGAUCGCCUAGUAUUAAUCGAUUAAUUUUUUUCGCAUCAGAAAACGAACCUUGGUAGUUCUGAUCAACAUUAAAAUUUGAAGCGCGCAAUGCAAACAGAACUCUGUAAGGAAUCAAGUCAGUUGUAGGCCCUGACCAGAAAAUUUUAAUGCCAUUGUGAUCGAAAAAAAAAAUCAUUUUUUAUGAGAAGUGCUAUUUUUUUAAUGUCGCAACAAAUACUUAAAUCAAACACGUGAGAAAUCAAUUAUCCGCUUCCGGGGGCGUCGUGUUCCAGACAGGUCAAAAGUAUAAUAGGGACGCCUCUACUGCUGCUGCUGUAAUUUUUAUUUAGUAGUAUUGAUCCAGUAUUUUGUGAUGAUGCUGAGUGCCACCUAUCAUUAAUGAUUACAAUGAUGCUUUCCUUACUCUUAAUGUUGUAUUAUUAACUACUAUUAUUGCGAUAAUUAUAUUCCUCGGUUUUCAUGCAUUAUUAUAUUAUGAUUAUUUGCCUUAUGUUUGUCUACUAUUAUACCAUUUGGGCGAUUAUUAUUUUAAAAAAUAUAAGCAUGCUGCUAAAAACACACGCUGCUUUUUCUUUUGAUUUCUCGGCUGCUUUUUCUGCUUCGUGUGGAUGAAGAGCGAGUGAGAAUUAUUCCAACCCUGUGCAAAACAAAGCUGCUCCUUAACCAGUCAUAUCGAUUUUUGUUUUCUCUUUGUUAGUUAGUUGCCGAUCGCCGCGACCGAUCUCUUUAAGUUGAUUCUCUCAAGUUGCCUUGCUUGUCACUGAAAGCAACAAGCGACGCACCCGAACCCCUCAAGUUGAUCCUGCGAGCAGAGCAAUCCGACCUGAUUUGAGUGCACAUGCAUGUGUGCACCCUAAGCCAAUUCCCGACGAUUGCCGCCGACUUUUGAUUCGCUUUUACGCGCGCAAGUAGUUUUUGUUUUUGUCUUCAGGUUGUACAACUAUGAUUAAUUAACUAUUACUUAAAAUAUUUUAAAAUUUAAAAUGCGAUUUUGUCACUUGUGAUAGAUCGUGACUAUGUGUUGUUGUGUAAGAAUCAAACGCGAGCCGCGCGACAACGUGCGGCCCCUCAGUCAAUGAUGUUGCCAUCAGACGAAUCAAAUUAAAUGGGGUUAAAAAUAGAUGGAAAUUUCAAACGCCUCUCGGACAGCAGUCAUUCCCUCGUUAUCGAGUUUUGGUUGUGAACUCUAUGUGACUCUCGACGUUGAUACUCACGUGCCCCUGCGUGUUUGGAAUUUAUGAAAAUAAUUUAUCAAAAAAUAAAAUAAGCUGUAAUGCAGAAUUUCGCGCGCACCCGAAAUUUUUUUCUCCCCUAUUCCAUUUUGACCUAAUCGUUAUUCUCUCGUCUGAGGAAUUGAAGAGCACCAUGUGAUAAAUACACGACCAUAUAUUGCGUUGUUUUUCGGAUGAUAAUAAAAAAAAUGAAUUUUGGAAAAAGUAUUCUCAAUAAGCAGCUGAAGAUUUAAGGGUUUACCAGCCAGCGGUCAACUCUCGUCGGACAGGCAGACAAGCGCGCAAGUUUUUGGCCUUGACCUCUUUGCUCCUUGCAUACCGUCCUUGAUUACGAAACCUUAAAACUGCAGGUAGCGAUGCGACUCUUAACUCUAAAAUCGGGGCCCACCUUGGCGCGAAUUGAAACAGUUUAUCAGAUUAAUUGACUACUAAAUUAAAUUACUAAAGUUGGUCUCGGCCAAUCAAAAGCGAGAGAAUAGUAUUUUUGUCAAAUCGAGGGCAGUUGUGAUAGCAAAUAUCAAAUUAUGCUCGGACGGACACCAAGCCGCGAAAAACGUAGAAUCAUUUUUUGCAGUCACGUGCAGACACCUGAUCAAUUAAUUAAAAAUUAACGUAAGACCGCUUUCUACACUCACACGACGACGACGACAAACAAUAAAAAGUGUCAAUAUUAAACAUAUUGCGAGUUUAAAAGUAAAGGAUGCGAUUGUGAACCCGGAAAUGAAAAGACUCUAUAACAAUGUUGUCCCGCGUCAGAAUGGCUAACAUUUUAAUUGUGUUCAUUGAGAGUGAGUGCACGAUGAUAUUACAUGCGUAAGGGUUUCAGGGAUACCUUAAAAAAAUACAAAAAACAAAAAAAAAUCAUAAAACACAAAAACUCUUCCCCCCAAACGUGAAAAUCCCACAAAAAAAAUGAGCGUGAAUGACGAUGAGUGAAUCUGAUUCGAGUGCUGGAGAUUUGCUGGGUUCCAGGGUUGCCAUCUGUAACUUGUGUCCGUAUCUGAGAGCGAGAAUACAUGAACUGCAUAACCAAAGAGCGUUGCGCGACCAGGUUAUAAACCGCGGUCACCCACGCCGACACACACCACACACACUUUCUGCCGAAAUAGAGAAAAAAUGUAAUUUUUCUUCCUCCGCUUUUCUGCUCUGUAACGCCCUCGACGCGCAAUGCAAUAAUUACAAAUAAAAUCUCGGGAUCUUUAGCUGUCCCCGUUGCUCUGCAUUUUCGCCAACAGUCCAAACCCAAUCGACUAACCAAGCUGUACUUGAAGCCGUUUUUGCUCCAAAAGAUGAUGCUCUGAUUCCAUUAUGUUAUUAUUUUUAACGUUUAGCGGGUUGUGAUUAUCAAUUAAUUGAAACUGAAGCAUGAAUGUAGACAGAAAUCUAAUAUCACAACAAGUUACUACAAAGAAAAGUAAAAAAACUGCUGAGGUUUAGCUCAUUUAUUCUUGGAUUCAAAAUAACGGGCACAAAUCGAAAACCAAUGAAAUGACUUAAACCAACUUCACGACCCAAAUUAAAAAUUAUCAUUCACCAAAUUAAAUUACUGCAAUUCAAUCAAUCGUUGAACAAGAGAAACCCAAGUGCCUUUAGUGUGCUAUUCAGAUUUUAGUUUCACGCUUUCCCUCCGCCAUCAGUUGUUGUAUCUUAGUUAGUUCUCUUUUUGUUGCGAAACUCAGGUGACGGGCUGUAUUAGUUAGAAAUUAAUUUAAUCUUUAAAUCCACUUUGUUAAUUGUUCGAUUCGACGCGUACGUAAUUAAUUGAUUAAUCCUUUGGUCCGUAAUCGAUAAUAUGCCGUCAGCCAGUGGGGAGCCGCGCAUUUUUUGCUCAAAUUUGCGAGUAUUUUUCCAUCGUUGAAAGUGCAUUUGUAAUUUUUACGUUAAGUAUUCCUGGAACGACACAAAGAAAGACUUGAACAAACAGAACACUCUUGUCGCGAUGCUCACAGCUUGUUUCAACCUCACCCGCUAGUCACUCGAAAUAAUUUAAUUAAAGAAAAAAUAUUAAUAAAAAUAAAAAUGAAACCGCUUGUCUGAUUCUAAUCCAACUUUCGCGCUUCCUGCAUGAUUACUAUUUUAUAAUUAUCACUCAAUUUUAAUUAUUCUCGUUCAUUUGUUUACUUCUACGCCCCUAUGCGAUUAUCGAUUUGUAAAGUGAUAAAAAAAACAUUGUGUUGAAUAAUUGACUCGUGGCUCCCGCGGCGACGGACACGUAUCUCUAUUUCGAUUCCUUCCUUUUAUGAAUGAAUAAUUGCGGCACAAAAUCCCUCUCAAUUGGUCGAAAGUAACAGAAAAAGCUGCUGCUGACGUGCCUUUCUCGUGCGAUUAAAAAAAAAAAAAUUAAAUUAGUCAACUCGUUCCUCAGAUUCUCGGAAGAUUAAAAAAAAAGAACCCCAGCUGCUUUAAUCCCUUGCAAUAAGAACAAAAACGUACUCCAAUUUGCUUAAAUUUGUCUUGCUUUUUAUUCAACACGCCAAAUCAAAACAAGUAUGUAGCCGAAAAUUAAAAAUUUCUCCAUAUUAUCUUGUGGCCUUACGAAUAUCGAAACAACAAUAACUCUAUACUGAACAACAACAAUUAACGCCCUUUCUUCGAUCCAACUAAAAUCACACAUAAUAACGAAUAGCCAUUAUAAAAAGAUUAAAAUCGCUUCUGUCCUUACUUCUUUCACGCUUUUUAUUUGUGUAACUUUUGAAAUCACAUAUCAAACGAGAGUUGUCAGAGGGUUUCGUUCGACACACUUUUAAAAUAUUCUGCUGCCCCCUCUGUGUAGCCUCCUCUGCCACCAAAUAGAAAUAAAUCUUGUUAGUGUUAAUCGAGAGGAGAAAAACCAUAGGAUCCGAAUCAUUAAUUUGUAAAUUGUGGGAAUGCUCGCUUAUCAUCAAAGUACAACUCGAGAGUGAAUCGUCGAAACCCGUCGACUUCCACACUGGUAAUUAAUUAAUAACAAUAAACUUAGGCCAAGCCACUCAGUCAACCAAAAACGAUAAAACAACAAUCACUCACUUUUGUCUCUCUCUCUUCCAAAUCGGACCCCUCCCUUGGAACAAAUUGCCAAAACUGAAAAACUGCGCCUAUUCUAGAAUAAUGACGAUGAAACUCUUGCAUUUUUCGGCCAUUUUAAUUCUUACUAAAACAAAAAUCAAACCCGCUCGAGACGAAGAUUGAAAAGAAAAUCAAUAUUUGUGAAUGCAUUUUGCGCGAUUUAACCUAAUUAAAAAUACGAAUGGAUCUCCCUGCGGGCGCUGCCGCUGCUGAUUCUCGUCAUCUCCGUGUUUGCACGCGCGCGAAUAGCUAGUUUGUUUCCCGUUCAGGCCGAAUCAAUUGACAAUUGCGUUUCACCGGGUGGGUGGCUCGCGGAUUACAAAGAAGUGCUCUCCACUUUUUGCGUUGUUGACCAGCCGUGUGAUUGUGAUAGCCAAGUACCUGAACACACAAGAAGUUCGACCACCCCGUAACAGUUAACAAAAGUCUCGUUUGGCUGCCCUUUGAAACCGAUUCCACUUGGUAAAUUAUUAGUUUGUAUUUUUGUUUCAAAUCCAAUCGAGCCACCCCCACAUAGAGCCAAUCAAAUUUUGCUCGCGCACCAAAAGCAAAAGUCGUUUCUUUUAACCGCGUCAACCAUAAUUCACCACAUUGAGACUGAAAGGCAGCUGAAAUUGAGGAUUAGGCCUUCACACCUGAACUUAUUUAAAGAGAUUCAUCGAGCGAACGCUUAUUUCUAUCGUAAUUAAACUAAUUAAAAUCUAAAAUUAAAUAGCACGGCGCAAGUUUUGAAACUGAAGCUCACGAGACGGACAAAGAUGGCAUUCGUUGCUUUUCCUCUUUUAAUUUUUUUCAGUUGCUCUGUGCCAUGAUAAAUUGAGAGUGUGCCUCCUCACUACUUACUGUAAUAAUGUAAUAUUCAAUAGAUUCUCCACGGAGCUGCACUCGAUUCCGAAUAAAGUAAACGCAAUUGAAAAAAAUUCGCCACGAAAAAGACCAGAGAAUAAUUAUAGAUGAAUUUUGAGGAAGUGCGCGUUUCCGUCUAACAUAUUCUCUUUCCCCUCUAUCUCUCCAUAUUUCUCAUUCACAUACACAAAGAUGUACACACAAAUUGAAGAAAAACACUCGCGAACCCACGCAGAUUUAAAUAAAAAUGAUAAAUGGAACGCGCGCGUCGUUGCAAAUUGUCAAAUAUGAAAUCGUCGCAGCAAACGCUGUUUGUUUGAGUUUUUGUAAUGGUAGGCUUAGCUGUUUAAUAAUCGUAAUUUCAUAAAUAUAUUAAUAUCUGGGUGUUUAAAGGGUGCUACGGUCUCUAGAUUUAUAAUUAUUAUGCAACAACAAACAAUUUAAUUAGAGAUGCGGACUGUCCGUUUCCCGACUCCCCCGCGCAGACUGGGCGGAAGUCCGCGUAGUUCGUUGUAGGCGUUAAGGAUACUUAGCGGUUAAGGACUAAGGCGUUUUCCCCUUGUAAGUGUUAAGGAACGGUUUCCAUGUUCUUAAGGAAAAUUACUAUUCUACGUGCAUAUUAAUGUGAAACACUGCUGUUUUUAACAAACACGGUCGAAAUAAUUAAAACUCGAAUGAUGAUGAAAUAUUUGUAAGUGUUGUGAUGCAGUUUGUUCAAACAUACUUAAGGAAAUUAUUUUGAAAGGAAAAUGCGAAAAUGCGAAUAAAAAAUAUUUGAAAUAAAAAUCAGUCGGAAAAAAAUGUUUAAAGCAAAACACAAUCGACGAGAUGAUCCUUCCUUCGUUGGUGGAACCAAAAGACAUUAAUUAAUCGAAUAGCUUAAUAAUGAACGCCGCUCUAUUUAACUAUAGUUUGUGGCGCAAUGAGGUUGGACUUUGUCGUUGUUUUCCCUUUCUGUUUUGAAUAUCACAUUUUUAUAAUAGCGUAACACUUACUCAGUCUCUCUUUGAAAAUUAAUAUUUUUAAGUGGGCAUUUAUGGAAUAAAUAUAGCUGGAAAAAUGCAAAAACAAAUCAAUCGAAUCUCACAACAUGCAAGUUUCCUCAGCAAAAACUGAACUUUUACGACUAAUUAAUUAAGUUCUGCACCAAGUGCAUGCGAAUAAGAUAAAUUAUUUAGGGUGCCAAACAAAGUAACUAAUUAACUUUUGCAUAUGUCAGUCGAAAUGAUGAUAAAAUUAAUAUAAUACAACAAGAAACGCCACAAUUGAUACAAAAAAGGAAAGAAAGGCAAUCUCCUGCUUUUGUAGGAACAGAUUGCAAAGCGAAGCGCCGGCGCCACUCUCCUCCCCCUUCUCUCUCAUAUCUCUGCGAAUCAGCCGCUGAAUUACAACAAGAACAACGUUUCCUAAUUGCUCAGACGAAAAUAAAUUUAAAACGUAAGGAAGUUCCUGUGAUAUGAUUACACUGCUUUACGAUUUCGUUACUUAAUUAAUCAAAUCGGUUUAAAGGCCGCGGGGGCUGGGAGGCGCCGAGCGGCAUCUCUCCGCUUUUUGCUUUCCGCGCUGAAUUGAGAAAUAUUUAAAGACUUUUCUGCUGCUUUUAAACUUACGGUAAAUAGUCCGUUCUGAUACAACGUAUCAAUUAAUUAAUUAUGAAUUAAAGCUCUAAUCACUUUGAGAAAAACACACACUGCUUCUGAGGAGAGGAGAAUGGGCAUCAGGUAUUUUUGCGAACGCUCAAAUACUUUGGCUGUUAAAAAUAACCGCGACCGCCCCGAUAUAUACAAAAAUCGCAAGGGCCCCCACGUCUAAACAAACUGCAAUUAUUAUCGUAUUGUGUAGUCGUGAUUACAUAACUAAAGAAAUUUGGCAAGUGGGAAGAAAAUCCAAACUCUUUUUGUAUUCUCAACAAAUUAAUUAAUUAGCACUACUUACGCAAAAUCGGCUGCUUCAUGCUUUCCUCGGGAUUAAUUGCGAAACUAUAAAUUAUCAGAUCAAAAUAAGACUUACUACCAUUUACGGUUAUUAUCCAAACAAUCACAAACACUUGAAUUUAAUUUUGAACCUACCAGAAUUUCAUCAUCAUAAAUAUGAUAAAAAAAAAAAAACAUAUUUCUACGUCAAUUCUAAUUAUUGUGAGACGAUGAGAGAAGUAUAUAUAUAAUUAAUAAUUAAUGUUAAAAAAUCAACAAACAGGAAACUUGCAUUCGCACAAAAUUUUGGAAUAUAGAUAAUUAUCAAUUUGACCACUUUUCUUGCUUUUUGGUUUUUUUCAAUUUUAAGAUUUUCGCUGCUGAUUUGCGUCAACAAGAUUUUGAAAAUUGAAUGCCAAUUUACUCGCCACGCCAAUAUAGUCUGAUCACACGAAAGUAUAUCUUUUUAAAAAGAAUGGCUCAUAUUAAUUAACUCACCGAUUUGACUACUAAAGUAAUUACCUAACUGACAAACAAACAAACAAAUCACAAAAGAUGAGCAAGUAAGUGGAAGGGAACGGUGCGUUUUAAGUCCUCAGGGCUAUAAAGAGUUAAUUGUGAUCUGUUGAUGAGACGAAGAUGAUAAUAUUUCUAAAAAAAGGUACACAAACAAAAACACUCUGCAAAAAAAUUCAAAACUUUUGACUACUGCUAUUAAUAAUUGAGUGGAAAAUUAAAAAAAAGCUUCACCUACGGCAUUAAAACGACUCAGUAUAUUUUUACGUGUUAAAUUAAUUAAUCGGUGUGUUGCUACAAUAUUAAGUAAGUAAUCAGCGAACGAACUGUAAAAAUUGUUGCUUAUUCUCGAUGUGCCCCCAAUUUUGAUAACCAUGUGUUCCAAAAUGUCGGACGGUGCUCGAAUUGUGUGAGGACACGUGCAUACAAACUAAGUAUUAAUUAAUUAAAGAUAAAUUUGAUGUGACAUUUAUUCCGUGUUUUAGCGAGCACCGUCCUUUAUUAGCUGCAAUCGACCAAACACAAGGAACGCAAACAGCAAUGCAAAACCAACCAACAACUAAUCCUAUAAUGAAAACCGAUACAAACUGAUAAUAUAUAUAUUGAGCUGUUUUUCCGUAGCUGUGUAGAAUUCGUUUCUCACUGUUCCACGCGAUUUUUGUCUCGAGAGCUAACCGAAACAAUAAUGAUGUAAUUUAACUUGAUAGUCGCAUCAAGAUCAGAGUGAUAUGGCCUAAUUGACGCAGAAAUAAUUGAGAAAAUUAGCAGCACACACAGUACGUUAGGGAAAAUCAACUGUAAAUGUUUUUUGAAACCUUGAACGGGUUGAAAUUUUUCAAGAAUAUGAAUCUGUGUUUCCAAUUCUGAUAAUUCUUGGUUAAAGGAUUUUGAAGAUUUGCACAAAAUAACAUUCAAACCACCAUUGAAAAGCCUAAAAAUACAAAACUCUGCUAAAAAGAUACUUUUAAAAAUGCCAGACAAAAAGUUAGUUAAUCUUUAAAGAUUUAAAUAAAGAAAAUAAUACAAUUGUUUUUUAUCUUUGGAAUCCUUUUCAUUUGGACUAUCGAAAUCUAGAGUAAGCAGAAUUUUAUUUCAUAAAAAUUUCCAACCCUUGAAAAGCUCACGCAAUUCCAUUCCUAAAAUCGUAAACUUGAAAAAAAAAUCCAUUUUGACAGAUCAGGAAAUAGAAUGGGCCUUGAUUAAAAUUAAUUUCUAAUUUUUACUCGGACGAAAAACGUGCCCAUUAUUUUAAGUAAGAAAGUCCUGCUGCGGCAGGAUCGGUUAGUAGACCGCCUUAUCCCUUUGAAUGCACUUUGAAUGAGGAAUUGACGACGUUUACUGUGUAGCCUUAUUAGCAUCUACUUCUCUCAGCUCUAAAAAGAAAGGAAAAGAUCGCUGUCUUUUGCGUGUUAUCAAAAUAUCUCUCUCUUUCUUAAUCUUAAUCAAUAACGGAGGAGAAGAAGAAGCAGAAUGCGAUUCAAAUAUAUAUCUUUCAUCACUUGUGUAGGACCUGUAUUCAUUGUGAUGGGCUAUGCAUAAAGUUUUAAUAUUAAGAUUGCUACCAAAAUAAAGAAAACUAAAAAAAAAAUAUAUGAUAAAAGAGGAUGUUGCGGCGGCGUGAAUUUCCA
This is a messenger RNA of Neocloeon triangulifer, 16945 nucleotides long. It is a transcript of the gene gw, whose product is annotated as protein Gawky. Lineage: Eukaryota; Metazoa; Arthropoda; Insecta; Ephemeroptera; Baetidae. Gene Ontology annotation, molecular function: RNA binding. The transcript has 13 exons. The coding region runs from base 271 to 4977 and encodes 1568 amino acids. Gene Ontology annotation, biological process: positive regulation of nuclear-transcribed mRNA poly(A) tail shortening; miRNA-mediated gene silencing by inhibition of translation. The record is from RefSeq and is a predicted model, not a curated record. Gene Ontology annotation, cellular component: P-body; nucleoplasm.